ACUCUGGACCUACCACUUUGCCAGGAUCUGUUUACAUUAUUCAAUUCAUAUGAAAAUGGAAAGGGUCAAUAAAUGAGUAGAUAAAGGCCUCCCAAGUCUUAGCCCAUACGGCCAUGCCUCAAGGUGCAGAUUGCAGAAAGGACAGACACCCCAAAACUGAGAGCGAAAGCAAAUCAGGAUAAUAGCCAACCCGUUGCCUGCGUCUUUGUUCCUGCACAACACGGACAAACUAUUCUUAUCAGUAGAGAAAUACUUACUAGAUAUAUAUAUAUAUAUAGAGAGAGCGCUAUCCACAUAGGUAGCUAUGAAGCCGUCUGAUGUCUUCUCUAGUCUCCCUUCCAGAGCUUUCUUUUAGUCAGAAAGAUAGAUUUAUGACUCCUGAGAUCUUAGCUGUGCUUUCCUGCCCCAUCUCUGAGGUCUGCCCAUAAUAUUUCGUCUCAUUCCCAAAUUUACUCCCACCAAGUAGCUCUACCUCUUUGUAACGCCUUCCAAAUUGAGUACUACUUCUCCGCAUAGUACUAUAUAAUCAAAGCAUUCUCCUUCGUACUCAGACUUAGACAGAGGAAUAAGUACUACAAUACUCUGAAAACAGACACAAUCUCGUUCCUGAGAAACAGAACUGUACCCCUUAAUAGGUAGAAUGAAGAUCCAGUGUGACGUUUGCAAUACAGACGAGGCAUCCGUUUUCUGUUCCGCGGAUGAAGCAGCUCUAUGCCAAGCAUGCGACCAUCGAGUUCAUCACGCAAACAAGCUUGCUAGCAAGCAUCAUCGUUUCUCUCUUCUACACCAUCCCCUGAAAGACUCCCCUUUCUGUGACAUUUGCCAGGAAAGGCGUGCACUGCUGUUUUGUCAGCAAGAUAGAGCCCUUCUUUGCAGGGAAUGUGAUAUUCCAGUACACAAAGCCAACCAACAUACCCAAAAGCAUGACAGGUUUCUUCUUACCGGAGUAAGGCUCUCAGCUUCUUCAUCCGCAAACCAAACUCCAUCAUCCUCAACUGUCUCGUACGCUGCUGGCAGCACAAGAACUGCUAAAACUGAAAGCAAGAGUGCUUCGAGUGUUAAUGAUCCACACAAUCUCAGGGCCAACUCAACUGCAAAGACUUCUAAAUCAACAUCAAAUCAUCUUAGUUUUGAGAUUGAGAGUCACUGGACGAACCAAGAAGGUUCUGUCGCUACCAGUAGUAUAUCAGAGUAUCUCACGGAGACAUUACCAGGAUGGCAUGUUGAAGAUUUUCUUGAUCCACCUUCAUCUUUUCCUUAUGACUCAUGACCAGACGACGUCACCAAUUGCCUACGAAGAAUUUGAAUGCACUGCGGGUUAUUUUUCAAAUGUAAAAGAUUUAGCCCAUUGGGUACCGGCACCGCAAGCUCCAAUAUAGUUUCAAACUAAGGGGAUGAAGAGUCUGAUGAAUUGAAACAUGUGACAAAGAAACCAAAGAAACAAAUUUUUGUAGUCAACAGACUGGACGUACUGGUUAUGACCGUAUAUACAGUACAUACAUCAUCGCCUUUUCCAGCUGCUGACUUUUGGACCUUUUGGCUCUUACCGAGUAUUCUGCAAGAUGUCUGUGGAUUUGAUUUUUCAAA
Molecule: messenger RNA, 1587 nt
Organism: Coffea arabica (coffee)
Lineage: Eukaryota; Viridiplantae; Streptophyta; Magnoliopsida; Gentianales; Rubiaceae
Source: RefSeq, a predicted model, not a curated record